GACGACUGCGACAUCCUGCGACAAACGCCAUCUCGUUUUCUCUUAAAGUCUCACCAUGGCGGAUCGACGUCCAGAUUCAGCCAACUCUCGUGCAAAACGUCAGAAGAUGAACACGCCGGCCGUUGAUCCCAAGGACAACCCUUAUCUGGCUCAUAUGUACGCCGACGAGACUUCCAACGGCAACGCCGCCUUUGCCAAUUUGAAGAGACAUCAAACUACCGCUGCACAGGCAAAAAGCGUCGAAGAUGGAGAGAUAAAUCCCUUUACCGGCCGAGGUUUCUCCCAGAAAUACUUCUCUAUCCUUAAGACCCGCCGCGAUCUCCCGGUGCAUGCUCAGAGAGAUGAAUUUUUGCAAAUCUAUCAGAAAUCCCAGAUCAUGGUCUUUGUCGGUGAGACGGGUUCCGGAAAGACGACCCAAAUCCCUCAGUUCGUCCUGUUCGAUGACCUUCCUCAGACCCAGCGCAAACUCGUCGCCUGUACCCAGCCUCGUCGAGUCGCUGCCAUGUCAGUCGCCCAGCGUGUUGCUACCGAAUUAGAUGUCAAGCUAGGGGAGGAAGUUGGUUACAGCAUCCGUUUCGAAGAUAUGACGAGCCCCAAGACUCUCCUGAAGUAUAUGACGGAUGGUAUGCUUUUGCGGGAAGCCAUGAACGAUCAUGACCUCACACGCUACAGUACGAUCAUUCUUGAUGAGGCCCACGAAAGAACUAUGGCUACAGAUAUCCUUAUGGGUCUUCUCAAGGAAGUUGUUAAGCGCCGCCCGGAUUUGAAGAUCAUCAUCAUGUCUGCCACAUUAGAUGCGCAGAAGUUCCAGCGUUAUUUCAAUGAUGCCCCUCUCCUUGCCGUCCCAGGUCGGACUCAUCCAGUCGAGAUUUUCUACACCCCUGAGCCAGAACAGGAUUACGUGGAGGCUGCUAUUCGUACGGUCCUACAGAUUCACGCCACCGAACCAGAAGGUGAUAUUCUCCUGUUUUUAACCGGAGAAGAAGAGAUCGAAGAUGCGUCCCGCAAGAUUUCUCUAGAAGCAGAUGAGAUGGUGAGAGAAGUAGACGCUGGACCCAUGAAGGUCUAUCCGCUUUACGGCAGUCUUCCUCCGGCAAUGCAGCAACGUAUUUUCGAACCAGCACCUGCCCCACGAAAACCUGGUGGGCGUCCGGGAAGGAAGUGCAUUGUAUCGACUAACAUUGCCGAGACUUCGCUUACAAUAGACGGCAUUGUCUAUGUCGUGGAUCCGGGAUUCUCGAAGCAGAAGAUCUACAACCCACGCAUCCGCGUGGAGUCACUCUUGGUGUCCCCGAUCUCCAAAGCCUCCGCACAACAAAGGGCCGGUCGUGCCGGUCGUACACGCCCUGGAAAGUGUUUCCGUCUAUACACGGAAGGCGCGUUCAAAAAAGAGUUGAUUAAUCAGACCUAUCCUGAAAUCCUUCGGUCCAAUCUCUCCUCUACCGUCCUAGAGCUGAAGAAGCUUGGAAUUGACGAUUUGGUUCACUUUGAUUUGAUGGACCCUCCUGCACCGGAAACUCUAAUGAGGGCCUUAGAGGAGCUCAAUUAUCUGGCUUGUCUAGAUGACGAUGGAAACUUGACGGCUCUGGGGCGCCUCGCUUCGGAGUUCCCUCUAGACCCUGCGCUUGCCGUCAUGCUGAUCAGCUCCCCUGAGUUUUAUUGCUCUAACGAGAUUUUAUCUAUUACGGCUUUGCUAUCGGUUCCACAGGUUUUUGUUCGGCCCGCAUCCCAGAGAAAGCGUGCUGACGAGAUGAAGAACCUUUUCGCCCAUCCUGAUGGAGACCACCUAACUCUUCUGAACGUAUAUCAUGCAUUCAAGAGUCCUGAAGCCCAAGAGAACCCCAGGCAAUGGUGCCACGACCAUUUCCUAUCUCUGAGAUCGCUUCAAUCUGCAGAUAAUGUUCGUAUGCAGCUUCUUCGCAUUAUGGAGCGUGAAGAACUUGAAAUGAUAUCCACUCCUUUUGAUGACAAGAAAUACUAUGAGAACAUCCGUCGUGCCUUGUGCGCCGGUUUCUUCAUGCAAGUUGCUAGGAAGGAAAGCCAAGGCAAAAGCAUCUACUCUACAGUUAAGGAUACGCAGAACGUCCUCCUGCACCCGUCCACUGUCUUGGGUUACGAUGCUGAGUGGGUUCUUUAUAACGAGUUUGUCCUCACGACCAAAAAUUAUAUUCGGACUGUCACCGCUGUGAAGCCGGAAUGGCUCCUAGAAAUUGCCCCCGCUUAUUAUGAUAUCUCCACGUUUCCGAAGGGUGACAUUCGCUCUGCUCUUCUUCGGGCUGCUGACAGACUUGCACGGAAGGAGAAGAUGCGUGCUGAUCCAGGCAAGAGACGGUAAAAAGCUUUGGGAUCUUUUGUAUUAAUAUUUGCAUCGAAGAUGAACUUUCCCUUCUAUCUGUUUACAUUUUUGAAGAGGCCAUGGAACAUUUCCUCUUAGAGUUGUUAGACCAGACAGCCUUUGUCUUGCUUGAGUUAUGUAUUCCCAAUAACGGUGUUGUUCGGGUGUAUUUAAUGUCUACUUAAGACUGUUCAACUGCGUUUGGAAAGUUGAGUUCUAGUCAGAAAGCGCUAGAAGAGAAAAAGUAAAAUAAAAUAUUCCAAGACAUCCGACAUUCCUAUAUGAAUACAGUUCAAACUAUUCCCUUGCCAAAUCUCGCACUAUUUAUGAGAUAUGAAGAAUCCCCAGCCUUUCUAACCGAAGCCUGUAUAUCCAGGGUCAUGAAAGGGGAACAAAAUAAAAUUAAAACAAAUGAACGUCUGAUGGCUAUCGCAAAAAGGUUGCCAAUUCAACUUAUGGAGAAGCCUCUUGAUCGCGACUCGAGUCGUCAGGGCGGACUGUAGGGUCCGAUCUCACGUAUUUGACCGCCACACGUCUUUUCGGUUUGAAUUCUAUAUACUUGACGGGAUUGUAUCGGGAGGAAUUCUCGAUCGGCAUUUUUCGGUUGAAAGGGGCCGUGGUUUUCUUUAAUAGGAUAGAUUUUGACCUUGUAGGUGGAGCUACAUUGUCUUGUAUGGAGUAGCGAAGACCAUCUUCCUGUGGCGUUCUCUUUUCGGCGGUAGUGUGAGCCUCCCCUUGCGCGAAUUUAGAGGCACUCCAUCCUCUUUUGAGAGCGGUAGUAUUCUGAAGAGACUCGGUCUCUUUAACUGAUGUCACUGGAGACUUGACGUUUUCUAUCGCCGUGGCGGCGGCGGUAUCUUGGGGUUUAAUGCCAGCCAGUCCCAAAACAAGACGUCUUAAUUGCGCAACCUCAGCUCGCAGAGCCGUCAGAUCAUCGUUCUGUGCUCCUGACGUAGUAGUUUCACUAGUAAAUAUGCCAGGGUUUUGAGGUAGAGGCUCAAUUGCAUCCACCUCGGAUUUCAGGGCACAGUUCUUGUCAAAGCCAGAAAGUGCAACUGAGAGGGAAGCUUCCGAGUAGUGCCCAUUCAUAUCUUUCCUCCAAGAAUACCUAUUUUUCUUGGAAAUCAGGAGAUGUAGUUGCUUUCUCAUGAUGCCUGUGAAAGAAUGACACUUUUCCAGUGUAUCCCUGUCCCGAUUUCCAGGAGUGAACUUCUCCACGGCUUUCGCCCAUCGUUCGUAGGCGUUAUCAAAGGGGAAAUUCAGAUCCAACUGUUUCUCUGCGAAUCCGUGAUCAAAGCCGCUCCCAAUAGCAGCAUCGAUUAAGGCCUCCGAGAACUCGUAUUGCUCGCAAUUAUCGCAAAGCGAUACCAUCAGCGCAAUCAACCGCUCAAUCACUUCCUCUUCAUGCAAUGUCGUGGACGCAAUGUAAGCGAGCGCUCUCUUCAAAACGUUCAAUCCUUCUUGCCAAUCCCUUCGGAUGCUAUAGAAUUUCAAAUACGAAAAAAGCGUAUCACGAGUAUCUCCAAAUCCACGCACCCGCGCAGCUUGAAGCCAGGCGUCAGCACGCUCAGGCUGAUCGAACCUUAACGCCGCAAUUAUAAACGAGGCCCAUAUUAGAGAAUUGUUGCUCUCUAACGGCGGCACCGUAAUCUCAACACCAUUUACUACUUCAAGCUUGAAAGGUGCCAUUCCACCAAGGUUUGGUUUGUAUGUCGAAUGGCCUCGCAACAUCUGCAAGAACGAGUCGAAAUCUUUUAGGUUCUUGCUCUUUCGGAAAUAGCUCACUAUCGAAACAAUGAGCGGUCCUGUCAACGUAAACCCAAAAGGAAUCAAUGUCCGUAGAAGCAAUGCCACGAUAUCAUUCUGCCGAGUCUUGGUGAAUGCAACGAUCAUGAUUCGAAAAGCAGUUGGGCGAUCGGGAUCUGUUGAUGAGACGAGAUUGUUCGACAGCCGCAGGAGAAGUUCGGGCAAGGACAUCCUAUUUUUCAUGUACAAUAUGACGUCCCGUGAAAGUUCCUCGUCCAGUUCCCGGUUACUUUUUUGACCCAUACGGAGACCUUGUAAACUCCGUAUUUCCGUAUCAUCUAGACUAGAACCACGGCUCAAUGACUCCAUUCUCCGUCGAAUGGAGCGUAGCUCCGUCAGAAGUUGGGAUGUCUUUAUUCGAGGGAGUUGAUUAUCUGGGAGGAUGUAGUCUUUCUUCAUUCCCAAAUAUUCGUGGGCCACAACAGGACGUAGAAGAAGUCGAAUAGCAAGUUGUUUUGUUGAAAGCUUCUGUAAGGCUUUCAGGGUGAGGGGAUCAUAUUGUCCACCUGCUACACCAAGCUCAUCAACAAGACUGUCAUCAUUAAGCUCAGCAUCAUCAGUUAAUUCCUGGACCUCGGCAUCUAAAUUUUCGUCCGAGGAAAUUUGCUGAAUCACCGACGGAACUGGCCGUCUGGUUUUCGUACUCUGUGGCCUGCCAAAAGAGAUAGAGGACCGUGAAUGAAUAUCUUCAUCCGUAGAAAUUCUCUCUGCCAUGGAUGGGUUUGGCCAUUGAUUUCUCGUAGCCGGUUGCUCGUCAAAAGCCGAAGGGGCGCUGGAAGAGCUGUAUUGCCGUAUUUGAAUGGGCCAAUUCAAAACGCGAGACUUUGUCCGCGACGAAAGGACCUCUAAAAUACGCUUCUCCUCAUCCACCAACUCAUUGACUUCCUCUUUCACCGCCGCGAUUUUCUCAUCCCAUUCAUGCCGUCGUUUAUCCUUAGCCUGUGCAUCUGCCAGUGCAGCGACUGCGAAGAUACUGGAGUAUAGGGCGGUAAUCGAGUUUCCAACGUGAAGACGCCUCCUCGCCGCCGUGCUAGAGCGAGAAGUCAAUCCAUUGGCGCUGGUAUGAAUACGGGAGGCACGACGGCAGGUUGUCUGCAGCGGAGCGGAGCGGGACCAGAUAUUCUGCAUUAUCGCGACAUAUCCGCCAGACUAUUGACAGGGCAAUGACAGACAAAGCUGUGGAAGGCUUAGCCGAGCAUUUUCUGUGCCCAGUCAAAGUCAAUGGUGGGCGAAGAGAGGAGAGAUGGGAGAAAG
This is a messenger RNA of Monascus purpureus, 5395 nucleotides long. The record is from the annotation of a GenBank genome assembly. Lineage: Eukaryota; Fungi; Ascomycota; Eurotiomycetes; Eurotiales; Aspergillaceae.